CUCGCAGCAUCUCAUCUCUCUUCUUCAUCUUCUUCGUCUGUAUACAUCCUCCCUCUCCUCCCCUCCCUCCCCGUCUCGCCAUGCCCGCCCGUGGCACCACAUCCACCUACCACCCCCACACCGUCACCAUCCACGAGUACUACGAGACAGCCCAUGUCUCGUCAGCCCGCCAUGUCUCGCCCUCUGCCGUCGCCUCAUCCUCCACCAGUCGCGCCAUACACUCCUCCGCACACGCUGCCACCAGCACCCACAACGACGAGGCUGCCUACACUGGCGCCGCGUCCUCGGCCACAGACUAUGGCUCUACAACCUCUGCCUCGAUCGACGGCAGCAUAGCCAACUCGACCGUCACUUCUGUUACCACCACUUCCACCUCAUCCACCCGGCGUCCACCCCUGACCAUCGGUGCUGCAGUAGCCAUCGCCGUCGUCUCCUCCCUCGUAGUCGUCGGCUCCAUCAUCCUUAUCGUCAUGUACGUCCGCCGUCGACGCAGGAUGAACAAGAUGCCGGGCAACGUCGCGGUCCCGAAGCGCAAAAAGGAAAAGGGCGGAGGCAGGCCGUUGGAGAGGAUCGAGACGCCAGUACCAAAGGCUGUCGCGCAGCUGCGGUCCGAGAGGAGCUUGCUGCCACAGCCGUCGCCCCCUCGCAUGUCCCAGCGCGAAACGACCGGGGUCGUCCUCCCCACCCAUCCUCGGCCCGCAGCAGCAUACCCGAACCCUUCGUACCAAUCUCCCUUCCUCGACCCACCUCGGUCUUCUCUCACGCCUGCCACGUCGCGUCACAGGCCCGAGUCGACGUACACUGACGACUCGGAGUUUGACAUGCUCGCUCAAGACGGCUCGUCUUACGCGCGUACCUUGUCCACUUAUAGUGAGGGCGUCAACUCUGAAUACUCGGAGAGGGAUCUGGGCACUUUUGUUCCCAUGACUUCCACCAGCGCCCACGGGCACUUUUCCGAUACGAUCACCAUGUCUGCCCGGCCCACACUGGCGGUAGACACCAAGAGCGCGUCCGGUCCUUCUGACGAGGGUACCUGGACAUAUACUGCCGUCGACUCGUCUUCUGCUGGCGGUUCCGGACCAGGCUCAGGCUCAGGCUCGAGCGGGUGGAACCCUCUCCUGACGGCCACCACCCCAUACUCCUCCACCACGCGUACCCUCGUUUCUCCUUUCGCCGACCCUCCAUCCCUUCCGCAGCCCAACACCGGCUCCGGCUCAUUCAUGGGUCCAUACCUCAGCCACCCCUCGCCUUCUGUCGUUUCUGACCGCUCAUGGCGAACGGAAGAUGACGCUCUUCUGAUAGCUCGAGGUGCGGCUCUGGAUCGGGAGAGGUCGGUGAGAGAGGGUGGGCUGAGGAGAGGUACGACGAUCGUCAGGCAUCUUGAUGGCGGGUCCGUACCGGGGAGAGAAGAGGAAGCUCGGGAUGAUGAAGAGGUGCAUCUGCCUCCUGCUUAUGGAGAGCUGUAUCCCCAUUAAGGGGUGAGAACGGGGUGGGAAAGAAAGGCCCGUGGCCUCGCCAAAAAAAAAUCGUGUAUUCACUCGUUAUAGAGAUAGACGUUCAUUCUUGUUGUUUUGUUUUCGGGAGACAUCCUCCCAUAGUGGUCCGACGGAGAAAAAAGAGAAGGGGGAGUGUGGCCGACUUCUUACGCAGAGCGAUAGUCAAGUCGAGAGGGAUAGAGGAGAAAAGAGCUGGUGCUCUUUUAUGUUACGCUACCAUACAAGUAGUUUUAUAUUAUAGACACGUCAAAUCAGUACUCGUGUGGUAUACCAUGUACCUUUGCGUUGAGUUGAG
Messenger RNA from Cryptococcus amylolentus CBS 6039, 1791 nucleotides. RefSeq lists its product as hypothetical. Bases 81 to 1475 code for a protein of 464 amino acids. The transcript is spliced from 2 exons. The record is from RefSeq and is a predicted model, not a curated record. Lineage: Eukaryota; Fungi; Basidiomycota; Tremellomycetes; Tremellales; Cryptococcaceae.